AUGAUCGGCAGAAGCACCACAACCACCAAGGAGAGAAUAUUGAGACACGCACUGAGAGGCUGUUGCUUCGCUCUUUCUUUUAAAUUGCGGCAACGAAAGCAGCCCAAAACUCGCAAAUCAUCUUUUCUUUUUGUUUAACCGCCUUCAGGAAAGAUAGAAAAUAUACAAUGGUUUGAGGCUUAAAGAUAGAAUAUUAGGUGGGUACGGUAGUAAUUAAUGGAGAGAAGAAAAAGGGUCACCGAGAAAGAUGAUGAAGGCGGAGGGAGGAGGCCUAAGAAGCUGCAGCAGCACCACCCGCAGCGUCAUGUGAAUAAUAAUAAUAAUAAUAAUAAUAAUAAGAAGAAGAAGGAGGAGGAGGAGAAGGAGGGUGCUGCUGACGUGGCGACGGAGGAGGAGGUGGAGGAGUUUUUUGCUAUAGUGAGGAGGAUGCAGGCGGCUGUCAAGUAUUUUGAGAAAGCUGCUGCGAAUACUACCGAAGGAGGAGGAGGAGAUCAUCCGAUUCAGAGCGGCUGGAGAGCUGCCUUGGAGUCUACGGAGCCGCUGCUGGCUGUGGAGGUUGACGACGCCGCAGAUCAUGAUGCUCAUGAUGAUCAAGAGGCAGCAGAGGCAGAAGCAGUGGUGGCACCAGAUGAUAAUAAGGACGAAGGAGAUGACGAGAAUGGAGUUCUAGACUUGAAUGAGGCACCAGACGACAUCACGGAGGAGACUUGAAUGAUAAUAUAUAUAUAUAUAUAAUAUAUCUGGAGAUGGCUGGCUCUCUUCUGACUUGCGAUCAUCAGGGCAUGCCUGGCCCGGACAUGGGGAACUCCGGCCGGCUGAACCGAAUUGAAGCUGCUAAAGGUUUUUUUAUAUAUAUAUUUUUUUUAUAAAAUUAAUUUUUGUUGGGGAUUAAUGACGGAGCAACGGUUGUCCUUUGUUCGUCAAGUAUCCUUAAUUUUGUUGUCCUUUUAAUUACUUUUUUCUAAUUUCAGCCUUUUGUUUUGUUUGCUGGUUGGUUGGUACAGUUAAUCAAUUAAGUAAUUUGUUCUUCAUGUCUUUUUUUUUU
This is a messenger RNA of Prunus mume (Japanese apricot), 1045 nucleotides long. RefSeq lists its product as uncharacterized. The record is from RefSeq and is a predicted model, not a curated record. Gene Ontology annotation, biological process: regulation of systemic acquired resistance. Lineage: Eukaryota; Viridiplantae; Streptophyta; Magnoliopsida; Rosales; Rosaceae.